AUGGAGCCUGAAGUACCGAACGCGGAAGCGCUCACCUCGGAUCUUUCCAAGCCCUCGGUGGUACGACUGUCAAACCGGGGUGUCGCGAACAUGGUCCCCGACGCCAUCAAAGCCAUCAUGAAAGCCGGUUCGUCGAACCCUUACCACCCACAGCACAACCCGGACGGGAUCGUCUCCCUCGGCGUCGCCGAAAACCGCCUCCUGCAUGCAGAAAUCGCGCAGCAUGUCAAUUCCCACAUGCAUGUCUCGCAGCGAAUGCUUACGUACGGAGAUGGCUCGGUCGGAUCGGAUGUCUUGAGGCAGGCCAUUGCGGACUUUAUCAACGACCGUUUUCAGCCUGUGGAGCAGCUUGGGUACGGUUCUGUUACGGUACUGAAUGGCGUAUCCGCGGUUCUUGACAGCCUGGCUUGGUGUAUCUGUGAUGAGGGAGAUAGUAUCUUGAUUGGAAGACCGUUUUACGUGGGGUUCGUGAGCGACUUUAUGAAUCGAGCGAAAGUCGAUCUCGUCGCUGUGACGUUCGGCGAGGUGGAUCCGAUGAGCCUUGCAGCUGUUGCGCAUUACGAGAGGGCCAUGAAAGAAGCUAUAACGCGAGGAAAGAAGCUCAAAGCGCUCGUCCUGUGCAGUCCGCAUAAUCCUCUCGGUCGGUGCUAUACACCAGAAGUACUCGAGGCGUAUCUGAGGUUAUGCUCGAAGUACGGGAUUCAUAUGAUAAGUGACGAGGUCUACGCUAUGUCCGUCUUUCCGAAUGGAGACAUUCCCAACCCUGUCCCGUUCCGAUCGGUGCUCUCUCUUGAGUACAGGAAAUUGAUUGAUCCGUCAUUGCUGCACGUGCUGUAUGGCAUGAGCAAAGACUUCUGCGCGAAUGGCUUAAGGAUUGGCGCUUUCAUUUCAACAACAAAUCCAGAACUGCACGCAGCCAUGCGCGCCAUUUCGAAGUUCGCCUGGUCGUCCUCUCUAGCAGACUUGGCUUGGUCGAGCAUCCUGUCCGACGGAACGUUCUUGCGGGAGUAUCUCAUCAAAAUCACUGCUCGGCUCACGGAAGCGUACAAUCUAUGCACAUCGAUAUUGCGCGGAAUGAACGUGCCAUAUCUACCUGCGAACAGUGGACCUUUCCUCUGGAUCAACCUCUCUGGUUUCCUAGAACAUAAGACUAUAGAAUCCGAGCGCGACCUUGCAUGGCAGAUGAUCAAGGCGGGUGUAUGGCUGGCCACUGGGGAGGCGUACCGGUCUGAGGAGCCCGGAUGGUUCAGAUUGACUUUUGCGGUGUCGGAAACGGAGAUACGAAUGGGUUUGGAGAGACUUGCGCUUGCUCUGGAACAGGCAAACGCUGCAACGGCCUGA
This is a messenger RNA of Letharia columbiana, 1341 nucleotides long. RefSeq lists its product as uncharacterized. Lineage: Eukaryota; Fungi; Ascomycota; Lecanoromycetes; Lecanorales; Parmeliaceae. The coding region runs from base 1 to 1341 and encodes 446 amino acids. Gene Ontology annotation, molecular function: pyridoxal phosphate binding; transaminase activity. Gene Ontology annotation, biological process: amino acid metabolic process; biosynthetic process. The record is from RefSeq and is a predicted model, not a curated record. The transcript is spliced from 2 exons.